AUGCAUCCUCACCUCUUUGUGGUGAACGACCAUCCCAAGAACCCCUUUCCUGGAGUUGGGACGGUGUACAUAUACAUCCAGGAUACGCAUGUAGAGGUGAUGGAAAAGUUAUUCGAUUGGGCUGGGAAGCAGCAGUUGCCGGGGUUGACAGCUGAGCAGGCUCGAUUGGCUGGCUAUGUUAAGAUGAAGCCUGGAGAUUCUGUGUUUGCUAGAGAUAUGUGGGGAUCUGGACAACCGGUAGAUGAUGUAAUUCAGGCAUAUUACAAGAUACGGAAGGAACUUAUCGAUGCGAUUAUCGACUCUUGCGAUGAGCUUCUUGGCCCGAAAGAAUUGCGUACAGCCGAUAAGGCUGUUAAGGUCAGUGAUUUUGAGUGA
Sparassis crispa is the source of this 375-nucleotide messenger RNA. RefSeq lists its product as hypothetical. The coding region runs from base 1 to 375 and encodes 124 amino acids. The transcript has 3 exons. The record is from RefSeq and is a predicted model, not a curated record. Lineage: Eukaryota; Fungi; Basidiomycota; Agaricomycetes; Polyporales; Sparassidaceae.